CACCACGUCCACCUGCACUUCGUUAGAGAGCAGAGCGUUCACAUGCCACACCAUCAGCUCCCCACAAUGACAUAACUCCAUUCAGAGACUGGCGUGGCUGGGUUGGGUUUUCCCCCCCGUUCAGCUCUUGUAUCACUAAGAAUCUGGCAGCCAGUCCCGUCCUGACAGCGUUUAUAGCAUAUAUUGGUGGAUUCUUGUCCAUAGUGCAUCUGCUUUAAGAAUUAACGAAAGCAGAGUCAAGACAGUAAGGAUUCAAAGCGUUUGCCAAAAAAUGAAUCUAGGUGCAUUUACUCUCCUCUUGGCCCUACUCGGUGGUGCCAGCACCCAGUACUACUAUGAUUACGAUUUCCCCCUAUCGAUUUAUGGGCGAUCGUCACCAAAUUGUGCACCAGAAUGUAACUGCCCUGAAAGCUUUCCAACGGCCAUGUACUGCGAUGAGCUGAAAUUGAAAAGUGUGCCAAUGGUGCCUCCUGGAAUCAAAUACCUUUACCUUAGGAAUAACCAGAUUGACCAUAUUGAUGAAAAGGCCUUUGAAAAUGUAACUGAUCUGCAGUGGCUCAUUCUAGAUCAUAAUCUUCUAGAAAAUUCCAAGAUAAAAGGAAAAAUUUUCUCUAAACUUAAACAACUGAAGAAGCUGCAUAUAAAUUACAACAAUCUGACUGAAUCUGUGGGCCCACUUCCCAAAUCUCUGGAGGACCUGCAGCUUACUAAUAACAAGAUCACGAAGCUCGGCUCCUUUGAAGGACUGGUGAACCUGACCUUCAUCCAUCUUCAACACAAUCAACUGAAAGAUGAUGGCAUUUCAGGAGCUUUUCGAGGUCUUAAGUCACUCGAGUACCUUGACCUGAGCUUCAAUCAGAUGAGCAAACUGCCUUCUGGUCUCCCAGUAUCUCUCCUAACUCUCUACUUAGACAACAAUAAAAUCAGCAACAUCCCUGAUGAGUAUUUCAAGCGUUUUAAGGGGCUGCAGUAUCUGCGUUUGUCUCAUAAUGAACUGGCUGAUAGUGGAAUACCUGGAAAUACUUUUAACAUAUCAUCCCUGCUUGAGCUGGAUCUCUCCUACAAUAAGCUCAAAAGUAUACCGACUGUCAAUGAAAACCUUGAAAACUAUUACCUGGAGGUCAAUGAACUUGAAAAGUUUGAAGUGAAGAGCUUCUGUAAGAUCCUGGGGCCAUUGUCCUACUCCAAGAUCAAGCAUUUGCGUUUGGAUGGGAAUCACAUCACCCAGACUAAUCUGCCACCUGAUAUGUAUGAAUGUCUACGUGUAGCAAAUGAAAUCACCGUUAAUUAAUACCUGCUCAUUUCAGGUAUAUCCUGGAGCAACAUUUUAUGGUUAUGUUUUUGUGUGUGUGUCAGUUUUCAUAGUGUUAAUUUUUGUUGUUGCUCUUUCUUCCACGAAUUUUAAACUCUGAGAAAAAAUGUUUUGUAAAUGUUUUGUUACUCUUUUUUUAUAGAAAAGAUGAAAAGCAGGCCUAUUUCAUCAUGAGCACAGACACAUACACACACACAUAGACAACAAAAUUAAUGCUUUAUUUGUAAUUUAGUUUUUCUACAGCUUUACUGUCAAAUGAUGUGCAAAGCCUUUUGCUGGUUGCGUGCAAGUCAGCCAAGUUUUAUAAUUCUUAAAUCUUCACGUACCCAAAAGAAUGGACUACAUACACAUGAAUGUUUGCUGUCUUAAACCAAAUAAUCAUAAUAUGUUCAAAUUUGUUUAGCUGAAAAAUAGGUGGUAAAUUUUGAGACCAAUGACUUUGCAAAAUACUUAACAGAAUUCAUGAAACCACAUACAUUUAAAGCAGAAUUUAUAGUAUUAAGAAUUUAUAUAGUUACCUAGAGAAACUUUUCUAGAAUUAUUUUUCAGUUUAAUUCACGUGUAUUUUUUAUUAUUAUUUGCAUGUUAUGUUUAACAAGCUAAUAGCAAAAUAAAACAUAGCAAAUG
Rhinolophus ferrumequinum (greater horseshoe bat) is the source of this 1939-nucleotide messenger RNA. RefSeq names its product lumican (gene LUM). The record is from RefSeq and is a predicted model, not a curated record. Gene Ontology annotation, molecular function: protein binding. Lineage: Eukaryota; Metazoa; Chordata; Mammalia; Chiroptera; Rhinolophidae. Bases 272 to 1291 code for a protein of 339 amino acids. The transcript is spliced from 3 exons.